GUCACGGAACCGACGGACACCCGCGGCAAAAACAAAAUUGGUGUGGUAAAAAAAAAAUCGGAAUAUCGUCGAGUUACCGGUGCCCUGGUUCCGUUUAUUGAGCCGCAGCCAUGCCCAUUCGGGCAUACUGCACGAUUUGUUCGGACUUCUUCGAUAAUAGUCGGGAUGUGGCAGCUAUUCACUGCGGGCAUACCUUCCACCAGGAGUGUUUGCUCCAGUGGUUUCACUCUGCUCCGAGUCGGACCUGCCCGCAAUGUCGAAUACAGGUCAGCAAGAGACAGAUAAUCAGCAAAUUAUUCUUUGAUAUUGGAGGAGAGGAGGAUGUCACUCUUGAUGCAGAAUCUCUGAAGAAUGAAGUGGACAAAGUAAAAGCUAGCCUUCUAACCAAAGAAAAGGAAAAACGAGAAUGUCAAAAUUUGGUGAACUCUCUCCGGGAGAUGCUGGAUGUGAGAAACGCAACAAUACAGUCCUUACAGAAAGAACUUGGGGACAUGGAGAUGUUGUGUUCGACAUUAAAGAAACAAAUGAGAUUCUUGGAUCAGCAGCAGUUAGAAACGAAAGCUGCGAAAGAUGAAGCUCGCAAAUUAAGAAACAAGCUUAAGACAAUGGAGAGCAUUGAUUUAUUGUUGCAGUCUCAGCGACAUGAGGUAGACCUUAUGGUCAGAGAUAUGGGGUCAGGCCCAGCAGCUGUUGAACAAUUGGCCAUAUACUGUGUGUCUUUGAAAAAAGAGUACGAGAAUUUGAAGGAGGCACGGAAAUCCUCUGCCGAGAUGGCUGAAAAGCUAAAGAAGGAAUUAUUUUCUUCUAACAACAAGGCGCAGAAGGCUGAACUUGAAUUGCAAAAAGUACGAGAGGAGCUUAGUGACACCCAGAAGGAGCUCCAGAAUGCAGACAAAGAAAUCAUGAGUCUUAAAAAGAAAGUUGAGUUCCUGCAGAAAACUCUUAGUUCACCAACAGCAGCCAAUGAAGCAAUCAGUCGGCUGAUUUUUGAGAGCCCUGCUCCCAUUGGACUUCAACGACCAAAGCUUCGUCCCCCCGUUUUAGGGGAAGAUAUCAACCUUGACAUCACAUUUGACAUUGAAACGCCUGAACACAACACACACAAGUCUGCUACUUCUGCUUUCAAAAAGAUGAAGCUCGAAGCCACUGAGGCAAACCCCAGUGCAAACACUCUACAGGAGUCUAAGAAGUUGACUGCCUGGACAGGCAUUAAUUUAAAUGCUGAAGAGGAUGAGCAACCCUCUUUACCGCCUUUCAUCAAAAACUCCCUGUUUCACAAAAAACCUGUCGGGAGUUUUUUGGGGAUGAGGCAGAACUCUGGAGUAGUUCGAACUGGGUUUGAUGGUUUAGGUGGAAGAACAAAAUUCAUCCAACCAAGCAACAUAGCAGAAAUUCGCCCUCUACCCCUCAAAGCAAAACGGAAGAAGGUGUCCAGGCCUGUAGUCUCCACGUCCUCUGCAUCUAACCAACCCAAGCUUGAAGACUUCCUGAAAUGAAUUUUGUCCAUCCUGAAAAUGC
Messenger RNA from Spea bombifrons (plains spadefoot toad), 1518 nucleotides. RefSeq names its product TRAF interacting protein (gene TRAIP). The transcript has 15 exons. The coding region runs from base 111 to 1496 and encodes 461 amino acids. The record is from RefSeq and is a predicted model, not a curated record. NCBI's taxonomy places the organism in Eukaryota, Metazoa, Chordata, Amphibia, Anura, Pelobatidae.